This is a messenger RNA of Aspergillus saccharolyticus JOP 1030-1, 1399 nucleotides long. RefSeq names its product 3-dehydrosphinganine reductase (gene ksrA). The record is from RefSeq and is a predicted model, not a curated record. NCBI's taxonomy places the organism in Eukaryota, Fungi, Ascomycota, Eurotiomycetes, Eurotiales, Aspergillaceae. Gene Ontology annotation, molecular function: 3-dehydrosphinganine reductase activity. Gene Ontology annotation, cellular component: endoplasmic reticulum membrane. The coding region runs from base 142 to 1251 and encodes 369 amino acids. Gene Ontology annotation, biological process: sphingolipid biosynthetic process. The transcript is spliced from 3 exons.
UGACAGUUGGGAGCGAAGAAAAAAAAAAAAAGAGAAAAGGCAGGUACACGUUUCUAUUGACAAGCACAGCAAGAACCCCAUUUCUCGACUUCUAUCUCUCCCGGUCUUUCUGUUCUGGCUUUCUUCCUUUCUUCUCCCCCCAUGCAUCCACUUCUAUCCUUCAUUUCUUACGAUUCUUCCCCAACUGUAUUGGGAGUCUCGACCAUCCUUUGCGGAGUACUUCUCUAUAUCGUCAGCAAGAUGCUCGGCUUUGGAUCUCGUAACCAGUUCGUUGUCGAGGGCAGGACCGCAGUGAUCACUGGCGGCUCCGAGGGCAUGGGCAAGGCAGUUGCUUGUCAGCUUGCUGAAAUGGGAGCCAACGUUGUGAUUGUGGCACGAACUACAUCCAAGCUUCUGGCUGCCAUCGAGACCAUGAAGCGAGUCGCGGACAAUGUUGAGCGGCAGAAAUUCCACUACAUCAGUGCGGACUUGACCGAUCCUGCAGAAUGCCAGCGAAUCAUGUCCGAGGUGACCGAAUGGAACGAUGGACAAGAGCCUGACAUCGUCUGGUGCUGCGCAGGAUACUGUCACCCUGGGUUUUUCACCGAAACAUCCAUCCAGGCGCUGCGGAAUCAGAUGGAUACCGUUUACUGGACUGCUGCCAACACGGCCCACGCCAUUCUGCAGCGGUGGCUCACUCCGAUCAGCCCGAGUAAGCAGGCACCAAUUCCUACCAGACACCUCAUCUUCACCUGCUCCACGCUCGCCUUCGUGCCUAUUGCGGGUUAUGCUCCUUAUUCCCCAGCCAAGGCUGCUAUCCGCUCUUUGUCCGAUACCCUCAGCCAGGAGAUUGAGAUCUACAAUGGCUCUCGUACCUCCAAAGCACGCUGCGAGGCUCCGGCUGCCGAUGUCAAGAUCCACACGGUCUUCCCAAUGGGAAUUUUGAGCCCCGGCUUCGACAAUGAGCAGAAGCUCAAGCCGGCGUUGACGAAGCAGUUGGAGGAGGCCGACAAGCCGCAGUCCCCGCAGGAGGUUGCCAGCAUUGCUAUCAGUGCCCUCGAGCGAGGGGAGUACCUGAUUACAACAAUGUUCAUUGGCGACAUCAUGAAAGGGUCUGCUCUCGGACCCAGCCCACGGAACUCCAUUAUCAGAGACACCUUGACAAGUUGGCUCAGUAACUUAGUCUUCCCAGGUGUGAUCUACGACCUUCGACGGAAGGCGUGGAAGUGGGGCGUGAAGCACGGUCUUCCCACCAACCCAGAUGGCAACUGAUAUGCUGUACUGUCAUGACUUGAGUCCUGGUUGUCUGGUCUAUGUCCUAGAUACCCUGAGCUGCGUUCCUCAUUCUUGCAGCCAUUAUUGUAAUCAUUCCUAAAGAACAUGUACAUAUAGGCGUAGUCUUAAUCCAUGCUUCAUUGUC